This is a messenger RNA of Capsicum annuum, 2120 nucleotides long. RefSeq lists its product as uncharacterized. The record is from RefSeq and is a predicted model, not a curated record. Lineage: Eukaryota; Viridiplantae; Streptophyta; Magnoliopsida; Solanales; Solanaceae. The coding region runs from base 627 to 1664 and encodes 345 amino acids. The transcript has 2 exons.
GUUUCAUAAACUCAGUAAUUCUUGCUCAUGUUUAUAAAUACUUUAUUUUGAACUCAAAUAUUUUACCGUUAAUUAUUUUGAAAUUACUGUAAAAAUAUAUAUAAAUUUUAAAUUAUAAAUUUGUUUACGGUGAAUUAUAUAGCAAGAUGGUUGUUCAUGCAUCAGUAUACUGAAGAAUUUAUGUUUAGAGGCUUGUGAUAUGUGAGUGGUGUAAUAGGAUUACAGUUAUUGUUUAGUGAUUUACAUAACUUAGAUAUCCAAUUUCUAUUCUAUUAAAAGUUCUAGGCAACCCCAAAAGAAAAGAGAAAAACAAAGCGCGAGAGAGAGAGAAGGAAGAAAAAGGGGACAAAAGUGAAUGAGGAGGUUCUUCUUUUUGGUGUUUACGACAGAAAGAAACAGUAACUCCAGGGGUUGAAUUUGAAAAUGGAACAUUUGAGCGGUAAAAUACAAAGAAAGGAGCCCUCUCGCACAAUCCCACACGUCCCAUCUCCAUAUUUUCAAAAAUUGAAUACAAAAUCUCCUCGAACUCCGCCAUUAAACUAUUACUAGUACGAAAAUCUCACGCUUCUAAAAAGUCUUUGAUCCCCUCUCUCCUCUUCACGUUGACUCACUCUUCCUCCAUUGCUAUGGGUUGCGUUUCAUCAACUUUGCUCAACCAAGACAGUGAAUUCACCCAAAUGGGUGGCUCUUCUGCUGGUUUCAGCCACCACAUUGUCUCUCUUACUUCCACCACUUAUGGUCUCUUGACCCUUGACCCACCUUCUACUCCCCCAACAGCCACCACAACUGUCCCUCCUACCCCUACCCCUACCCCUACCCCUACCCCACCACCUCGACACACUCUUGCUUCACUUUUCCCAAGCCCCUUGUCUGAACCAAGAAUCCUCAAGUCCCAUACCUCUGACAUUAUCAACUCUUGGGAGCUUAUGGCUGGUCUUGAUUCCACCUCCACCACUCCCAUCAGUGACAGCUUUCGAUUUCCCUCUUUACGGAAAACCACCCCUGGUUCUAGCUUCAGAUUCUUGAAAUCAUCAUCAUCCCCCAACAAAGAGAAUUCAGACCCCAAUAGCAAUGUUCCGUCUUUUGCCGAUGUAGUUGAUAAAGCUGACAUUUUUAAGCCGACUAGAUUGUCUUCUGAUUCCGCGCUUGAUGGUUUUGAAAAGCUCUGCCCGCCAAAUGGUGAGGAUAAAAUAGUGAUCUAUACGACGACGUUGAGGGGUGUGAGGAAGACCUUUGAGGCUUGUAAUGCUGUGAGGUCAGCAAUUGAGGGGCUUGGGGUUUUGUAUUGUGAGAGGGAUAUUUCGAUGGAUAGAGGUUUUAGGGAAGAACUGAAGGAGCUGAUGAAGGGUAAAGAGAGUACUGAGUUAAUACCACCAAGGGUGUUCUUUAAAGGGAGGUACAUUGGAGGGGCUGAGGAGGUGAUGAGGAUUGUGGAGGAGGGAAAUUUUGGAGAUUUGCUUCAAGGAUUGCCAAAGGUGAAAGCUGGUUUUGUUUGUGAGGGUUGUGGGGGUGUCAGGUUUAUGCCUUGUUUUACAUGUAAUGGGAGCUGCAAGAUGGUGAUGUCGGUGAAGGAAGUUGCGGAACAGAAUGAAGGCAGAGCUGUGGUGGUAAGGUGUAGUGAGUGUAAUGAAAAUGGGUUGGUGCUUUGCCCCAUUUGCUGCUGAGUGAUGCAGGAGCCGUUACUGUGAGGACCUAGCUCGGGUCCACUUCUAUUUGUAGUGCGAUAAAUGGAUUUUGUACACACCAAAAUGAAAGAAGAUAUUUUAUGGAUGAAGCUGCAAUAUCCUACAUCAACCUCUCUAGGGCAGCUUCUGAAACAUUUGGCUAAAGUUCCGGUACAUUCAGUGAAAACAGGUGAAGAUUCAGCACUAAGCUGCGGGUAGUUUCUCAGAUUCUGAAUGAACAACUGGCCCAUACUUGUUGUCUGCAUGUAUCUUGAGAUGCAGUGUAAAUUAUAACGUACCAACAACAUUGAAUAAUAUACCAAUGCUAAGUAACAUGAUAUUUGAAUCUGUAAGUCAUUUCACCUUACUUAGCUUCUCAUAGACUUUUCUAUGGCAACUAAAACAUUUCCAGAAUGGAUAGUGUUCUUCUGUGCGGUGAAUUUUGCUGUUUUCACC